AUGCUCUCAAAACGAUUACUUUCCAAUGCAGCCCGAUUUACUGAAUUUUCAUCUUGUAAGGUGCGACAAUAUUCACAUACGACAGAUCACCCUAUAAAGCAAGACGUUACAGGUAACGGUAAGCCAUCAUCUUCAACAAAUGAUAAUCUAACAAUAGCUAAUAAACAGCGGUUGUAUAUGCUUGACACAUUCUCUCCUGGGUCACCUUUUUUUCUUCCUAAUGGAACACGAAUUAUCAACAGACUUGUGAAGUUCAUGAAAUUACAACAAUCAAAGCAGGAUUUCACAGAGGUCAUAACACCGUUAAUAUUUAAAAAAGAUCUUUGGGAAACAUCUGGACAUUGGCAACAUUAUAAGGAGGAUAUGUUCAAGGUUGAGAGUAACGAUACAUCGAAAAUGUCGACUGAGGAAGCAAAUGAUGUGUAUGGACUCAAGCCGAUGAAUUGUCCGGGACAUUGCCUCAUUUUUAAGAGAUUUGCAAGGUCGUACAAAGAACUCCCAAUUAGACUAAGUGACUGGUCCAGUUUGCAUAGAAAUGAGGCAAGCGGUGCAUUGAGUGGACUUACCAGGGUGAGAAGGUUUCAUCAGGACGAUGGCCAUAUAUUUUGUACUAGAAGUCAGGUUUCUGGAGAAAUCGAAAAGACAUUGAAACUAAUUAAACUUUGCUAUAGUGUAUUCGGGUUUAACGAUCUUAGUAUGGUUUUGUCCACAAGACCACCAGAUAAAUUUAUUGGUAAAAUCGGAGAAUGGGACCAAGCUGAAAAAGAAUUGGGAAAAGUGCUUGAUAAAACUGUGGGAGCACAUAAAUGGUCUGUUAAUGCUGGAGAUGGCGCAUUCUAUGGACCAAAGAUAGAUAUUCUGCUCUCAGAUAAGUAUGGCAGAAAAAGUCAGGUUGCAACCAUUCAAUUGGAUUUCCAGCUUCCUCAAAGGUUCGGGUUGAAAUAUCAGGGUGUCAAUGAUACGCUUGAGAUACCCAUUAUGAUUCACAGAGCCGUCUUCGGUUCUGUCGAAAGAUUUUUCGCUAUGCUCAUAGAUCAUUAUGGUGGUAAAUGGCCCUUCUGGUUAUCACCCAGACAGGCUGUGAUCAUUCCUAUCAGUGACACACAUGCUGCCUAUGCUCAUAAACUUCGAGAAAGGCUAAGUAACGAGAGACAUGAUUUCAGCUUUCCCUCAAAGCUAUCGGACGAGCGUUUUUAUGUAGAUGUUGAUGAUAGGAACUCCACUGUUGGGUUUAGAACUAAGGACGCCAUUUCUAAGGCAUAUAAUUUUAUUAUUAUGGUUGGUGAUAAAGAAAUCAACGGUGGAAAAUUUGCCAUCAGACCAAGAAACAGCAGGAAGGUGCAGCUUUUGACUGCGGAGGAAAUUUCGAAAAUGUUCCACCAUCUAAUGGAAAAUUAUAAAUAA
Molecule: messenger RNA, 1404 nt
Organism: Brettanomyces bruxellensis
Lineage: Eukaryota; Fungi; Ascomycota; Pichiomycetes; Pichiales; Pichiaceae
Exons: 1
Coding region: 1-1404 (467 amino acids)
Biological process (GO): mitochondrial threonyl-tRNA aminoacylation
Cellular component (GO): cytoplasm
Molecular function (GO): ATP binding; threonine-tRNA ligase activity
Source: RefSeq, a predicted model, not a curated record